Lonchura striata (white-rumped munia) is the source of this 2810-nucleotide messenger RNA. RefSeq names its product cysteine rich secretory protein LCCL domain containing 2 (gene CRISPLD2). The record is from RefSeq and is a predicted model, not a curated record. NCBI's taxonomy places the organism in Eukaryota, Metazoa, Chordata, Aves, Passeriformes, Estrildidae. Gene Ontology annotation, cellular component: extracellular region.
AUGAAUCCUGCCCUGCCUUGGAUCAUUCCUCUUGGAUGUGUGCUGCUGCUGACAAAGGCAGCUGAGUGCUUCAUCUUGCCCAACUCGAGUCACCUGGAGAACAUCCUGAGUAAAUAUCAGGAUGGGGAAGCUCACUCCAGGUCCAAGAGAGCCAUUCUAUUCUCAGACAGACAGGAGAUACUGAUGCUCCACAACAAAUUGAGAGGUCAGGUGUAUCCAGUGGCCUCUAACAUGGAAUACAUGACCUGGGACGAGGAGCUGGAGCGCUCAGCACACGCUUGGGCUCAGCAGUGCAUCUGGGACCAUGGGCCCAGCGACCUCAUCAGGUCGAUUGGGCAGAACCUGGCGGUUCACUGGGGCAGGUAUCGAUCUCCAGCGUUCCACGUGCAGUCCUGGUAUGAUGAAGUGAAAGAUUACACGUUCCCAUACCCCCACGAGUGCAACCCGUGGUGCCCAGAGAGGUGUACAGGUGCCAUGUGCACACAUUACACCCAGAUAGUCUGGGCCACGACCAACAGGAUUGGCUGUGCUGUGAAUGUCUGCAAGCAGAUGAAUGUGUGGGGAGAGAUCUGGGAGAACGCUGUCUACCUAGUCUGCAACUACUCCCCCAAGGGCAACUGGAUCGGAGAAGCUCCGUACAAGACCGGCCGUCCCUGCUCCGAGUGCCCGCCGAGCUACGGGGGGAGCUGCCAGAACAACCUCUGCUACAAAGAUCACCGUUAUGAAGAUCCCAUCCUUGCCGAGACAGACGAGACCAACGAGGUGGAGAUUCCGCAGGUGGCGGAGCAGAAGCCGGUGCAGUUCCACCUUCCAGAAAACAAACCCAGCAAAACCAUCAAGUCCAAGAAAAUCACCCCAGAAUCCUACAUGACACAAGUCAUUACCUGUGAAACCAAGAUGAGAGACAAGUGCAGAGGCUCAACGUGCAACAGGUAUUUGUGCCCAGCUGGCUGCUUGUACAGUAAGGGAAAGAUCUUUGGAACAUUUUAUUACGAAAGUUCCUCCAGCAUAUGUCGUGCUGCAAUCCAUUAUGGAAUCCUGGACAACAAAGGAGGGCUGGUGGAUAUCACGAGGAGAGGGAGGACACCUGCUUUUGUGAAGUCCACCAGGAACGGUGUGGAGUCAUUCAGGAAAAGCAAACCUUCAAAUGCAUUCAUGGUUUCCAAAGUCACAACACAGACUCUGGAUUGUUACACCACAGUAGCUGAACUGUGCCACUUCAAAAAGCCAGCGAGCCACUGCCCAAGGAUUUACUGCCCAGCCCACUGUAAGGACGAGCCGUCGUACUGGGCGCCGGUGUUUGGCACCAACGUUUACGCGGAUAGCUCCAGUAUCUGCAAAACUGCAGUGCACGCAGGGGUCAUUUCAGAUGAGAGAGGAGGCUUUGUGGACGUGAUGCCUGUAGAAAAGAAGAAAACCUACGUUGGCUCCUUAAGGAACGGCGUCCAGUCAGAGAGCUUGAAGAAUCCUUCAGAUGGGAACGCCUUCCGAAUCUUUGCUGUGAAGCAGUAAACCCCCAGGGAAGGUGCAGGUUUCUUUGGGAGAGCUCUCUCUGCUGAUCUCCAGAGAUGCCAAAGCUCCUCUGAACGGCAUCAGCUCUGCCCGUACCCUCCUCGCCGAUCUCCUUCAGGGAAUUCCAAAAGAAAAGGGGGGAAAAAAAAAACCAAACCAAAAAACCCCAAAAAAAGACCCCAGGUUCUGACUCAGCUGUUGGCAUCUCAUCGCACCCGUGCAGCGUUGUAUCUUUUUGUCUCGUGUCUUUGUUUCUCUAGGGGCAUUCAGCGACCAUAAACUGUUCUAAGUUUCAUUUUACCAGAGGUGUUGCUACGCAGGAUGGCAGUGGCUCCAUGAGCAGCAGAUUCAGGGAUCUCAGCCUGGCCCUGGAUGGUGUUUUUAGGGUGUGAAGCUUCUCCUGAGAUGGGUGUGAGGAUGAGCAGACUCGGGAGUGAGCGGCUGUCCAGCCGCUGGACACUUUGAAAUGAGAAACUCAUUGAAAAAUUGCAUAGUUGGGGGAGAGGAUGGGCUUUGACAGAGUGAUUUUGUGUAUGUUGCAAAAAAAUGUUGGUUUCUGUGCAAAAAAAGGAUAAAAAGUGGUGUUUUCCCACUGAGGUGACGUGCAGCAGCACUGCUGUGUGAGGCUGCUGGGUACCUCGAAUGAUGGGGUUUGGGGAUGUUCUUGGCAGCCAAAAUUGAGGUUUUGUGGGCCUGGAGCAGGGUGUAAAAAGGUGGCAGAGAUCCUCCCUGCAGAAAAUGAGGCCACCAGUUCAUCCAAAGAGCAGGUUUGGUGUUUGCUGGUCAAACACUCCCAGGUAUUUUGCAAGUCUGGCAAUCUCUGAGCAGUCAGAGAAUUGGGGCUCCUGUGCUGGCACAUCUCAUCCUAUACUCCAUGCCAUAAUUCAGUUAAAGGCAGUGUAUUGGUUUAUACAGCAGUGCUGGUUGUUUUAUAGUAGUUGAGUAGCGAAAAAAAUAAUCUUAUUUCUGCUAGGAAUGGUUGCAUCUGUAAAAAGCAGGUUCACUUUCCCUUUGUGAAGCUCCUCGUGGUGUGUGCAGUUUUGAGACUUUAAAGAUGCAGCAUAAAUUGGGGUAAUUAUUUUUUCCAGGAAUUUCCAAUUGUGAAGACCAAUAGAUCCCCACUUUCAUUGCAAAUGCUGUACCCAUGAGCAUUUGAUAUCCAGGAUGGUAGGUUUUGCAAAACUCAUAAGGUGUUGUAAUGGUGUUAAUUCCAUAUUUUGAUAUUUUUGUCUUGACGUGUACCAAAAUGCAUUUCAAAGCCAAGAGAAGGGCUCAGCAUGAGCUGCUUUUUUAAGGCA